Molecule: messenger RNA, 2768 nt
Organism: Bolinopsis microptera
Lineage: Eukaryota; Metazoa; Ctenophora; Tentaculata; Lobata; Bolinopsidae
Exons: 5
Coding region: 131-2440 (769 amino acids)
Cellular component (GO): membrane
Source: RefSeq, a predicted model, not a curated record
AUAUUCUAUGCGCAUAAUGACAUUUGUGCAUCAUUACGUAUAGUUUAUGUGAAUAUUUGUAUUGAAUUCCGUUACCACUACUUAAUUAAGCUUUAAAGUUUGGAUUUUGGAAGGGUCUUGUUUCGCGGUUAUGGAUCCUAAUGUGCAGACGAACGCGGAGCCACAAGAAUCAGAAAAAGUUACAGUGGGGGAGGAACUGCAGAACAGUAUGAAAGAAAAUGUCGAGGAAACAAGUCUGGAAGUGGACGUGCAGGCAUGCAAGACAGCUGCGAACACUGUUACAGAAUCGACGGAAAAUUCAGUUCCCCCUAUAAUAAAAGAAAACGGCGAGGGAGCAGAAUUACCACAGAAAACCGAAGAACUGAAAAGGGAACUGUCUGAACUGAUAAAAAAAUUCAACGCCGUCCAGUCAAAAGUUUUGUCCCUCAACUCUAAACAAGAUCAAAGAUUGGAAGAAAUCAGCUCAACUUUAAGUAAUGAAAGAAAACAAGAUAUGCUGGCGAUAAGACAAGUACAAGCAAAAUUGGUUACCGACUUUGAAAAGAACUCUGCAGAGUUGUGGAGUAAUAACAAUAAUGAAUUUAGUGAGCUUGCUACUCGAAUGAUGAAGCUGGAGGAGAAGUUUAUCGAUGCAGAUAAGAGAUUUAGGAAUUUGGAGAGCUUGCUGGAAGAGGAACAAGUUGGAACCUACUGGAUGGAAGGAAAAACGCAGAACAAAACUCCGCUCGUCAAAGAAAAGCCUGAUCAUGUCUGCCAAAUGCUUCCAAAUUUCCUGAAAGUAACACUGCUGUUCACCUGUGCACUGAACUAUGCUGAUACUGUGACAGAUAUUAUCACUGCUGCAGACAUGUUCAGGAAUGAAAAGUAUGUGUUAGGAUCAUUGUCACUUGGAGUUAUGAUCUUGGUUGGAGUUUGGAUACCUUUCCAUACGCGAUCAUUGACUCAGUCAGAUGAAACAGAGAAAAAGUUCAAAGGACAAAUUACGUGGAAAAGCAUCUUAGCAGCCUUGACUUUCUCCUCGACACAAUACUUCAUACUGAAAAAGUUUCUUUUGAAGCACCCAGAAGGAAAAUACGACCGCAAGAAAUGUGUCAGAUACAACAACAUCCAAUGCAGAACGGAAAAGUGCAACAAUCUGAGGCAUAAGAUGAGGCAACUUCACGAGGGAGUCAUCCUAGAGAAGAUGUGUGAGAACUUACCUCAGUUCAUUCUCCAAAUCAUAAACAUAGCACCUGAGUACCUGUCACCCACUGUCACUGUAUCGGGGUUCUGGCAUUACUGGAAACUGGUGUCCCUGCUCCUUACCACUUUUUCACUUGCCAGGGCUUGUGUCAAAUUUGAUUUCUUUAGGCUCGAUAUGAACCCCCGACUCUUCAGUUUCUGCAUGAUUGGAACAGGAUGGAAAGCUUUGUAUCCACAAAAUUUCAUUGAUCUACUAGUCUUGGUCCAUGCAACGGCUAUAGCAUGUAAAGGCUUAUCAGUUGUAUUCCUCAUCAUGUUGGUGAACCAUAACUUUGCAGAGGAUAAGGGGAUGGGAUGGUGCACCCUGACCACAGCUCUGAAAGAUGUUCAUUCAGAUUUCCAAUCCAACUGCUACUUUGAAACCAAGGUGACAGGCCUGCUUUUUCUUUACUUACUGACAUACUAUGUUGGCAUAAGCAUACUAAUUAUUUCGGAGUUGCCGUUAGUCUUCAAACAUAGUAUCAAGAAUACGCUGAGCAAAAUUGAGACUUUAGGGUCCCGCAUUCGUUACGUCCUUCGGUUUAUCCGUAAUCUGUGGUGGAUGUAUGUGAUGAACUUUGUAGUUCAACAUCGCCACUUUAUGUCAGAUUUCACAAAUCACCUCCCAAAUGUUGAAUGCACAAUAUUCAAAACGAAGGUCGGGCCAUCUAUUCUGCAGGCAUUGGGUACAGUGAUUUUCACCCUUACAUUCUACAUGAAAGGUGACAGCAGUUUCAACAACGUUCAUUUAGGGAUAACUCCAUUUCACUUGGCUCUCGUGGGAAUCGUAAUUGAGGCUAUUCAUCUUACUUGCCUCUUGGCAAUGGUAUACUGGGCUGAUCCCCAACAUGUUCAGUCCCUUUCAGACGAGAAAAUUGCUGAAUAUCUCAUCAGGAAGGGCAUCGUGGAUGGAGCUGUUGACGUUUCGUGCUCAAGAAAUGCUAAAGACAUCAUAAGGGAAAUAAUCGGAAGAAAUGAAAGCAAUAUCGGCGUUUACAAAGAAGACAUCCGAGAAGAAAUGAUAGGGUACAGCAGACAAUUGCCCUCUGAAAACCGUGUGAAAGGCAUUGCUGAGUUUCACAGAACCUUCGCAGAGGCCAUCAGGAAAUGUAGCCAAAAGAACUACACUCCUUUACAACAAGAUGAAGAACAGAAGAAAACAGAGGUCACUAAUGACAAAUCGGAAGUAGUGGAUAUUGAGCUUGCAGUUCGCACAUGAAGAACAAACAUCGAAUGGAAUCAAAACAAAACCAAUAAUAACUACCGUGUGAGAUAAACAUAAAGCUAUCAUUGUUUGAUAAGAUGUAUGUAGAAUUCUGCUAGAGGAAGGUAGUACCUAACAUAGAAACUUCAUAAGUAAGUGAAUAUGGCAUGUUGUGUAUUCACAAAUAACUUUCUCAGGAGGAUCUGAGUUUAUUCCUGCUUCAGAGUUUUUGAACUGAAAAAAUUAUUUUUUAUUAUAUUUUUCUCUGUUAACAGGUUCGAAACAUUAAAUUUUUCCUGGAAUUAAUUUUUUAGGUGUUCAGUUUUAUCUAAAUUUCAAAUUC